Myiozetetes cayanensis is the source of this 5207-nucleotide messenger RNA. It is a transcript of the gene PALS1, whose product is annotated as protein associated with LIN7 1, MAGUK p55 family member. Gene Ontology annotation, molecular function: protein binding. The coding region runs from base 289 to 2316 and encodes 675 amino acids. The transcript is spliced from 14 exons. Gene Ontology annotation, cellular component: adherens junction; plasma membrane. Gene Ontology annotation, biological process: establishment or maintenance of epithelial cell apical/basal polarity; protein localization to plasma membrane; morphogenesis of an epithelial sheet. Lineage: Eukaryota; Metazoa; Chordata; Aves; Passeriformes; Tyrannidae. The record is from RefSeq and is a predicted model, not a curated record.
CGGGGUUGUGGCUGUGGCCGGGCGGCUCCGCGGGAGCGGUGCGCGGACGGCGCGACGCGUGGGAGACCCCGCGUUCCAGCGGCGGCCGGGCCGGAGCGUGUCAGCGGCAGCGACGGCGGACGGACGGACGGACGGACGGACGAUUUUCCUCCUGGAUGUUUCUCAAGCGUCUUGUGAUGGAAGGGAAACAUUUUUAAAUUUAUGAUGGAUUUCACACAACAUUAUAACGAAAACUGGCCAAACAGCAGCAUUUGUAUUUGAAGAGCAUAAGCGUAAUUACAAAUAAUCAUGACAACUUCUCAUAUGAAUGGACAUAUCACAGAAGAUUCUGACAAUGAGACAAAAAAUGUGGAUCUCGCAUCUCCUGAGGAACCUCAGAAGCACAGAGAAAUGGCUGUUGAUUGCCCUGGGGAUUUGGGCUCCAGGAUGAUGCCCGUGCGACGGAGCGCUCAACUUGAGCGAAUCCGUCAGCAACAGGAAGACAUAAGGCGCAGACGAGAAGAAGAGGGAAAGAAGCAAGAACUGGACCUUACUGCUUCCAUGAGGCUAAAGAAACUAGCACAAAUUCCUCCUAAAACUGGUAUAGAUAAUCCAAUAUUUGACACAGAAGAAGGAAUUGUUUUGGAGAGUCCUCAUUACACUGUGAAGACACUAGAAGUGGAAGAACUGUUAACUUCUCUUAAACAUAUCCAGCACGUUUUGGUAGACCCUCAGAGCCAAGAGGACAUCUCACUCAUUUUACAGCUUGUCCAAAAUAGCGAUUUUCAGAAUGCAUUUAAGAUACACAAUGCUGUUACUGUGCACAUGAACAAAGCCAGCCCUCCAUACCCUCUCAUCUCCAAUGCACACGAACUGGCACAAGAGGUACAGUGUGUUUUGAAACCCAGCCACCAUAAGGAUGGACAGGAGCUUAAUGCUUUGCUGAAUGCCCCUCACAUGCAGGCACUUCUACUGGCUCAUGAUAAAGUUGCAGAACAAGAAAUGCAACCAGAGCCUAUGACAGAUGAAAAAAUUUAUGAGAAUGUUGGCGUGUACGGAGGGGAGACGGUUAAAAUAGUUCGCAUUGAGAAAGCUCGGGAUAUUCCAUUGGGUGCUACUGUUCGCAAUGAAAUGGAUUCUGUUAUCAUUAGUCGAAUAGUGAAAGGCGGUGCUGCAGAGAAGAGUGGGCUGUUACAUGAAGGGGAUGAAGUUCUGGAGAUCAAUGGCAUUGAGAUUCGUGGAAAAGAUGUCAAUGAAGUUUUUGACUUGUUGGCCGACAUGCAUGGUACUCUGACCUUUGUAUUGAUUCCCAGCCAGCAGAGCAAGCCACCUCCUGUGAAGGAGACAGUUAUACACGUGAAAGCGCAUUUUGACUAUGAUCCCUCUGAUGACCCUUAUGUCCCCUGCCGAGAGUUAGGCCUAUCCUUUCAAAAAGGAGACAUUCUCCAUGUGAUCAGUCAAGAAGAUCCAAACUGGUGGCAGGCUUACAGAGAUGGAGAUGAAGAUAAUCAGCCAUUGGCAGGCCUUAUCCCUGGAAAAAGUUUUCAGCAACAAAGAGAAGCAAUGAAACAAACCAUAGAAGAAGAUAAGGAGCCUGAAAAAUCAGGAAAACUUUGGUGCGCGAAGAAAAACAAAAAGAAACGGAAAAAGAUUUUAUACAAUGCAAAUAAAAAUGAUGAUUAUGACAAUGAGGAAAUUUUGACCUAUGAGGAAAUGUCACUGUAUCACCAACCAGCAAAUAGGAAACGUCCCAUUGUGCUGAUUGGCCCACAGAACUGCGGCCAGAACGAGCUGCGGCAGAGACUUAUGAAUAACGAAGUGGAUCGCUUUGCCUCUGCAGUUCCACAUACUACUCGGAGUAGGCGAGAGACUGAAGUAGCUGGCAGGGAUUACCAUUUUGUUUCCAGACAGGCAUUUGAGAGUGACAUAGCUGCAGGGAAGUUCAUUGAAUAUGGAGAGUUUGAAAAGAACCUCUAUGGUACCAGCAUAGACUCUGUGCGGCAAGUAAUCAACUCAGGCAAGAUCUGCCUUUUAAAUCUUCAUACCCAGUCACUGAAGACACUACGUAACUCUGACUUGAAACCAUAUAUUAUAUUUGUUGCACCACCUUCACAAGAGAGACUACGAGCUUUGUUGGCCAAAGAAGGGAAAAACCCAAAGCCAGAAGAGCUGAGAGAAAUCAUAGAGAAGACGAGGGAGAUGGAACAGAACAACGGGCACUACUUUGAUACAGCCAUUGUGAAUUCUGACCUUGAUAAGGCCUAUCAAGAAUUACUUCGGUUAAUAAACAAGCUUGACACAGAACCCCAGUGGGUGCCCUCUACCUGGCUACGAUGAGAGCAGUUCCAAGGGACAAGCGGACUUUAAUCUAGUUAUCUUUCCAAGGAGAUUGUGUGUAGGCCUGCCCAAUCCUAGUAUAAAUGCAUGUGAGCUGUGAGCUCUAGACCUCAGUGGCUGCAUCCUUUGCCAGUGAAAUUGCGUAUUAAUGAAAAAUACGCUACUCAGCUUGUGAGCCAAUUUAACUGAUCUAAAGAUUGUCCAAGUUUUCUUUCUCUGUGGUCUAGAAAUGGAGACUGUGUCAAUACUAAAUUCUAAGGCUUUAGAUAGAUUUUUCUAGCAGCUACUUUUAUACAUAAAUCCACCUUUUUUAACCUAGGAUCACCCUUACAACAAAGAUUUUGUGUGUGUGUGUGUGUAUAUAUAUAGUCCAUGCUGUCACAUAGUUAUAAAUAUGAAUGUUAUUUAACACUUAAUGACUUCGUGGGACAUGAUGCUAGUUCAAGAGCAUUCUACAGAUCACUGGGCAGAGAUAUAAUCUACAUGUGAAAAAUGUUACUAUUAAUGAGAAACCUCUCCUAUUCAAAAAAUACACAGAAUGAAGAUGCUGCUCUGAUCUGGAGCUGCCCUGUGAGUUAAUAUUUUAAUUCUCAAACAUUCCACUUUCUAAUAGCACUGUAAUUGGAAAAUGUGUAUAAUGUAAAUAUUUCAAUCCUUGCGUCUUUUUAGUCAGACUUUUAAAAUCAGAUUUGACUGCACGGUAAUUUUAGGUCCAAAGAUGACUGUUAUAUUGAUCUUUUAGAUGUGAUAUUUUUAUGGUAUUUUCUUUAAAACACUGAUUGACUGAUUGGAGCCGCUGUUUUCCACAGAUCUGUAGAGAUAUUUAGAAAGGCAGAGGUUAUAUUUUUGUGAAAAUGUAUAGUUAUAAGACAUGCUGCUUGAAAGUCAACUGAAAUUCUCAUGUUUUAUAACAGAAUACUGACUAAAAUAGACUGAUGUGCUGAACAUUGUAAGACAGUGGGGUUUUUCAAUCUCUGCAAAUGGUUCAUGUUGUGGCUGUUGGACUAAUGGACAACUAACUGGAAUUAAAAUAGCUGAAUGUAGCUACUAUUUUAUGAGUAUUGUAAUUCACUAGCCAACAUAUUGUCCUGCAUUUGCUCAGUACUGCAGUGAAAAUAUGUGUAAAACACUGGUAACUGACUGAGAAGUCACAAGAAAGGGGAAUAUUUUUAAUGGUUCAAACAAAAAAAAAAAAAACUUGAAACAAGGGAACAAAAGGCAAGAUCUGUCUGUAUCCUGGUGCAUUCUGCAAAGCAGAUUUGAACAUCUCUGCAUCCUCAAAGUAUUCUGGCUGUGAAGGUUUAACUACUAAGGCUGCAGUAGGGCUGUUGUUGCUGACCCUAACUGAAUAGUAGUAUCCUGGCUGUUUUGGUUUUGGGUAGCACAAAGAACCUUAACUGUGAAUAUCUCUUCAUUUUAGCCAUAGUGUUUCCUUGUUCCUACAGGUAAAACACUGGAGUUAUGUCAGUGUGUAGUUCACUCCUGUCUAAUGUUGAAGGAUGUAAAAGUAGUUAAUGUUUUACAUUCUGUCUUGCAUAUAUUCUUUCUUCAAAUGUUAAUGGAACAAAUUCACACCCAUAGUUAGAGAGCUCAAAGUAUAGAGCAGAUAUAAAGGAAUUGUCAGAUAACUAUCCUAGGUACUGAACUAAUAGUCAGUACAUUUUUGUAUUGAAAAAUGGAAGUAUAGAGUGCAUUCCUGUCUUGUUAGAAAGCAAAUUGAUUUGAUAGUUUAAUUACUACUUAGGGCUGGAAGGCAAUUAAGCAAUUAGUGGAGAUUAGUAAUGGCCCUUCAGAAAGAAAAGGGGGUGCAAACUUGAAUAUCUUUAGUUCAAGUUAGUGUUAGAAAUAAUAAUGGAUAUUCAAAAUAAUGGCUUUUUGCCUCACAUUGCAGGCAUGUUCUCAGUUUCAUCCAAUAGUUUAUGAGAACUACAAUGUUCAGGUAUAUUGGAUACACUUUAUUGAUUCUACCCUUUAAGAAAGAUGAUCGCCACGUGUAUUAGGCUUCUGGUAUUGACUGUUUCACAGGUGGACAAGAAGCUGGGAAGCAGUAAAAUGUGUGUUGAGUAAGGGUAAUCUAGCUCAGUUACAUAGGUGCUGUCCAAAUUCUUGCAGUCACAAUCAGCUCAAAGUGGUUGCUGAAGCCCCAUAGGUAUUCAGUGUUCAUAGGCAGCAUCAGUCCCAGUAAAUCACGCCAUUAAUGUUAUUUCACCAAUGUUUGUCUCCCCAGUUUUUCUGAAAUGUUGUACAGAAUGUUUUUUUACAAAUGAGCUUUUGAAUGUAGACUUAAAGCAUAUUGCUUGAAGUUCAGCUUUACUCUCUUAAUUCCCAAGGCACACACUACUUGCUGACAUCCACGUAGAGAGGUGCUAUGAUAGUUUAUAACCAGUGUUAGCUGUGUCUCCUGCUGAAGGGAAGGGUUUGAGCAGCACUGAAACAUGUACCUGGCUGUCAGUCUGCUGUCAGCUUGGACCUGGAACUACCUUGUGUAAGAAAUCAUUGUCUUUAAUGAAGAAUGUGUGCUAGUUCCCUCGAGAGUAAAAGAAAAUAUGCAGACUUCACUGGUGAAACUCUUCAACUUUCUCACAGGUGAUGUGUAUCAGACUGAAAUGAGGGUAUCUGCAUUUUUACCGAUCCAGAUUUAAUUAAAAAUAAAUGUUAGCUGAAUUGCAUAAAAGAAUUUUUGAAUGUAAUUAAAUGUGACUUUUCAAAAUAUUAGAUGGGGGGUUUCAUGCCUUAAAUAAUUAAGGUAACUUUACUGAGACCUGUGGUUAGCCCCACAUUGUACUUUUAUACAUGUAUCUGCACUCUGUAUUUUGAGACAUCAUGAACUGCACACUAAUGUAAAAAUGUAAAAUAUUUCUAGAUUUAAAAUAAAUCACUGUACAAUUUUA